Molecule: messenger RNA, 1940 nt
Organism: Malania oleifera
Lineage: Eukaryota; Viridiplantae; Streptophyta; Magnoliopsida; Santalales; Ximeniaceae
Product: cyclase-associated protein 1
Exons: 10
Coding region: 149-1564 (471 amino acids)
Biological process (GO): regulation of adenylate cyclase activity; cytoskeleton organization
Cellular component (GO): cytoplasm
Molecular function (GO): actin binding; adenylate cyclase binding
Source: RefSeq, a predicted model, not a curated record
CCUUUUUCUGCCUUUCGGCGUCACCCCCAACGCCAAGAACACAACAGAACAAAAACCCGCUCACACUGGCACAUAUAAAUACCCCUAAACAACAAUCCACCCCAGAUCUCGUCCUUAAUCUUAUCUGAGAGAGAUCUUGGAUUGAACAAUGGAGGAGAGGCUGAUACAGAGAUUGGAAGCGGCGGUGGCGCGGUUGGAGGCGGUUUCAGGCGGAGGGCGCGCGGGAGGAGCGCCGGAGAGCGGCGGCGGCGGUGCGGCGGAUCCUUCGAUUGCUGCUUUUGACGAUCUGAUGGCGCAGUUCGUGGGUAGGGUUUCGGCCGCGGCGGGGAAGAUUGGGGGACAAGUUUUGGUCGUUACGAGGGUUCUCGAGGAGGCGUUUUCUGCUGAGAGGGAGCUUCUCGUCAAGGUCAAGCAGACUCAGAAACCUGACAUGGUGGGAUUGAGUGAAUUUCUCAAUCCAUUGAAUGAAGUGAUUGUGAAAGCGAAUGCAAUGACAGAAGGAAGGCGAUCUGAUUUCUUUAACCACUUGAAGGCUGCCACUGACAGUCUCUCAGCUUUAGCAUGGAUUGCAUAUUCGGGAAAAGAUUGUGGUAUGAGCUUGCCUAUUGCACAUGUGGAAGAAAGUUGGCAAAUGGCAGAAUUCUACAGUAACAAGAUUCUUGUGGAGUACAAAAACAAAGACCCAAAUCAUGUGGAGUGGGCCAAAGCUUUGAAGGAACUAUAUUUUCCAGGUUUAAGGGAUUAUGUUAAGUGUUACUAUCCUCUGGGCCCAGUAUGGAGUUCCACAGGAAAAAUUGUUGCUGCACCAUCAAAAGCUCCUCCAACAGUUUCCCCUGUUGCUCCACCCCCUCCUCCAGCUCCUCUCUUCGGCUCUGAAUCAUCUCAGUCUUCAACAUCACACCCAAAGACAGGGAUGUCAGCUGUUUUUCAAGAAAUUAGUGCGGGAAAGUCUGUGACUUCUGGUUUGAGAAAAGUCACAGCAGAUAUGAAGACAAAGAACCGUGCAGAUAGAAGUGGCGUUGUAGCCGCUGGUGAAAAGGAAGGCCGUACCAAUUCACCUUCUUUUUCUAAAACUGGACCUCCAAAGUUAGAGCUUCAAAUGGGUCGUAAGUGGGUGGUUGAGAAUCAAAUUGGGAGAAAGAAUCUUGUCAUUGAUGACUGUGAUGCAAAACAGUCUGUAUAUAUCUUUGGAUGCAAAGAUUCUGUUUUGCAAAUCCAGGGAAAAGUUAACAAUAUAACAGUUGACAAAUGCACCAAGAUGGGAAUUGUUUUCAAGGAUGUUGUGGCUGCUUGUGAGGUUGUUAACUGCAAUGGUGUUGAGGUGCAAUGCCAGGGUUCAGCUCCAACUAUUUCAGUUGACAACACAUCAGGCUGCCAAUUGUAUUUGAGCAAAGAUUCUUUGGAAACCUCUAUAACAACAGCUAAAUCAAGCGAGAUCAAUGUCUUGGUACCUGGUGCUGACCCUAAUGGUGAUUGGGGGGAGCAUGCUUUGCCCCAGCAGUUUGUUCAUGUCUUCAAGAAUGGGCAGUUCGUAACAACUCCGGUGUCCCAUUCUGGAGGGUAAUUGCGAUAGCUUUUUGUUGAACGCAAGCAUUUGGCUGCUUGUUUCUUCGUUUUUCAUAUACAUCAUCGGAAGACUGCAGAAUGGCGCUUUUUUUUUUUUUUUCUCUCGGCCCGAUUCAGUUACAGUUGGUAUUUGAGUAUGCUUAUACAUUUGCAUUCUGUUGGGUUUGCUCUUACACUGCUGUUUUUUGGUUGAUCAAACUGUUGUAAUUUUCUGCCUGUUUUAGGCUGAGUUUGUUUCCAUAUGAAUGGCCUGUUGUGAGCCUUUCUUUUUUUUGUUUUUUUCGGUCUGGUAUUUGUGUUAUAUGUAAUGUUUUGCUUUUCCAACUGUCUGAUUUAUUUAUUAAUUUAUUUAUUCGUAUACUUUUCAGUUUCCA